AUGUUCGAUAUAGCCAGCCCUGCUACCAUCAUCGAUAAACUUAAGUCGUGCAGAUCAGUGAGGAUCUUCAUGCCAGACAUGCCUGCAAGCUUCUGUGCUGCCAAGAUAAUCACCUCAAUACUCCACAAGGAACUCGUCAGAUUCGAGGUGGACUUCCAGCCAGGAGGCGCCAGGUGCUAUCCAGAUCUAGAUUUUCACGUAUUCAUCGACCUAGACCCUGGAGAGUGCAGGAAUGCUCUCUCGAUUCGGGACCAGGGGAACUCGUCGAUUCAGGGGAAUCUGUUUACUUGCACAUGCCAGUCUACCAAGAUCAACUCAUGCACGCUGUCAUAUUCCCUGGCAAAAGCCAUGAACUACAUCACCAGCGAUAUCCUGUGGCCCAUGAUCAUGUGCUUCGACUUCUACAGGAUAUUCACAAAGAACACUAUCCCGGUCGACGAUCUCGAGGGCGAAGGAGACUUCCUGGGCAGUGCAUGUAACGGCUGCAGGGAGCUCUAUGCAGACGUUAUCCUUGAGAUCCAGAAGGCAGGUCCCCUGACAGAUGUCGAUGGGAUAUACCACAUCUCAAGACCCUGCAUCUCCUUCCUAAACUUUGCAUCUUUGUUUUCUGCUCUCCAGAACGACAUCCCGUUCAUCAUCGACAAGAAGAUCUACUGCAAGAAAGACAAGAAGGCCGAGGGCCAAAGAAUCCACGAGUAUCUUGCAAGGAAAGGAAUUUCAAGAGAAUCCUCGUGCGAGCUGUACACAAACCUUGGAUACAGCACAAAGACGCUAAUAGAGUCGCACUUCCGGAGAUCCAAAUCCUUUGUAAAGAAGAUAGGCCAUGGCAUCGAGGUGUCGUCCAUAGAGAACUUCUUCCUGGUCUGCUACCAUUUGCUAAGAAACUCCCGAGUAGAUGCUUUUCUUUGUCUGUCGAGUAGAGAGGCCCCCAGCAUAAGAGAAAGCAUCGGAGUCCACCAUAACCUUGUCUGGAUAUACAGAGAUUGCCUUGCAAAUCUUCGGAGGUUCGGAGACGUUCUGCUUUUCAGAAUCAGUGUAUCUGAGGCUUUGAAGGACAUGGACAUAGGUGUUCUGCUUCACCUGUAUGAACACUAUUUUGAUAUGUAUAUAGGCAGGAAGCAUAGCCACUCCCUCAGGCAUGUCAUCGUUCUGGAGGGAUACCUUGAAAACAGAUUUGUUGUAGCCACUGACGAUCCCCUUGUUGCCUCUGAGCUGGGCCAUGCAAAGGAAAGGCUUGGAGGAUAUGCAGUGACAGACAGAAGCGGGCUGCAGCUGAUCCUUACCAAACUGAAGGCAAGACCACAGGAAACACCCUCUGCAUCAUCUCCACUUAAUUAA
Encephalitozoon cuniculi GB-M1 is the source of this 1338-nucleotide messenger RNA. RefSeq lists its product as uncharacterized. The record is from RefSeq and is marked provisional. The coding region runs from base 1 to 1338 and encodes 445 amino acids. The transcript has a single exon. Lineage: Eukaryota; Fungi; Microsporidia; Unikaryonidae.